Myotis davidii is the source of this 1792-nucleotide messenger RNA. Its product is annotated as L-amino-acid oxidase. NCBI's taxonomy places the organism in Eukaryota, Metazoa, Chordata, Mammalia, Chiroptera, Vespertilionidae. Gene Ontology annotation, molecular function: L-amino-acid oxidase activity; polyamine oxidase activity. The coding region runs from base 818 to 1792 and encodes 324 amino acids. Gene Ontology annotation, biological process: amino acid catabolic process. The record is from RefSeq and is a predicted model, not a curated record. The transcript has a single exon.
CCCUUCCUGCCCUUCUGCAGAUCAAUCAAAGUCUGAAAAAUUUCAACUGCAGCCACCUGAUAUCCUCUUCUAACUCCACCCAGGUGAGUGAGGCAAAGGUAGAGAAGGAGGGAUGGGUGCACAGCGUAGCUGCCGGAGGUUGUCCCCUGCCUACCAGGACCUCUCUUCCCACUGCCACGCCUUUGCCUCCCUGGAGUGCAGGCCCACCCCUGGCCUGACCUGGGCCCUGCUAAAGCCCCUUCCUAUACACUGGGCCCUCCAUCUGGCAUUUCUACCUCCCCACAGGCUUACCUGGUGAAAGAAGGGAUGCUGAACCCGGGAGCAGCCAGGAUGAUCAGGGAUAUGAUGAAUGAGGAUGUUGAAUUCAAGUCAUUCCUAGAGUCCGGGAAAUCUGACAUCAUCUUCUCCAAAAGUGAUGAGUAAGACUGAUCUAAGUGAGAACUCAAAUCUGUCCCCUCCUCCAAUCAGAGCAGAGAAAGGGAACUUGGAUUAUUGAGCAGUUACUAUGUGCCAGGCACUGCCCUAAGCACUUCCCAAGUAUUAUGGCAUUUAACCUUAUGAUCACCUAGAAGGCUUCUGUGGCCCAGCGAUAUUAUGAAACAGCCAAGUUGACACAACUGGGCCAAGGGCUAGAGCCUGGAUCCAAACCCAGGUCUGUGGGAUUCCUCCUGGGAUGCAGAAUUGCAUGGUGGCUGACCCCAGGGCCUGUCAUCGUGGGAAACACCCUUUUCUCUGGGUGUCAGUGUUCCGAACUAGAAAAUUCAAGGCUAAUCCUUCCCUCGCAGAGACUGGUUAAGAUGACGUAUAAAGUGUGUGUAUGAAGCUAGCUUCUUCCCCUUUCAGACCAGGAUCCCUGCUGGAGACGGGGCGACCUGGCCUCCCGCCUCCCACCCCCACCCUCCGCUCUCUUCACCUCCACAGCUUUACCGAGAUCACAGGUGGCUUCGACCAGCUCCCGGAAGCCCUGAGUGCCAGCUUGAAGCCUGGCACCAUCCAUCUGGGCUCCAGGGUGGAGCUGGUAGUGAGGGAUGGGCCUGAGGUCCACGUUUCCUACCGGGUGGGCAAGUCCAACUCUGCACUGCACAACCUCACAGCGGAUUUUGUCAUCAUCUCCGCCUCCGCCAGCGCCACCAGCCUCAUCACCUUUAGGCCACCACUCCCGCUAGACAAGGUGGACGCGCUGCGCUCGGUGCAUUACGUCAGCGCCACCAAGGUGGUCCUGGCCUGUGAGGAGCCCUUCUGGGAGCGGGAUGGCAUCCACGGCGGGGUCUCCAUCACCGACGGGCCCUCGCGCUACAUCUACUACCCCAGCCACAGCCUUCCCAGCGGCAAGGGUGUCCUGCUGGCGUCCUACACGCUGGGCGACGAUUCCCUCUUCUUCGCGUCCAUGAAGCACGACCAGGUGGUGGAUACCGUCCUGGAGGACCUGGCGGCGGUGCACCAGGUGCCCAAGGAGGCGCUGCGGCACCUGUGCCCCUCCUCUGUGCUCAAGCACUGGUCUCUGGAUCCCCUCCUCGGGGGCGCCUUCGCUGUGUUCACUCCCUACCAAGCUAAGGACUAUGUGCCGCGGCUCUCCCAGCCGUCGGGCCGCAUCCACUUUGCUGGCGAGCACACCUGCCUGCCCCCUGGCUGGAUCGACACUGCCAUCCAGUCCGGCCUCCGGGUAGCCAGGAGCAUCCAGGCUGCUGUGGACCAGGAGGCCAGAGGGGGCAGGCCUUCGCCAACACCCAGAACAGUUUCUGACGUGGAAAGAAGUCGGGGGGAAGAGGCUCAGGAGACAGAUCAUCAUUAG